Messenger RNA from Colletotrichum navitas, 1060 nucleotides. RefSeq lists its product as uncharacterized. The coding region runs from base 145 to 816 and encodes 223 amino acids. NCBI's taxonomy places the organism in Eukaryota, Fungi, Ascomycota, Sordariomycetes, Glomerellales, Glomerellaceae. Gene Ontology annotation, biological process: electron transport coupled proton transport; aerobic respiration; mitochondrial respiratory chain complex I assembly. The transcript has 3 exons. The record is from RefSeq and is a predicted model, not a curated record. Gene Ontology annotation, molecular function: 4 iron, 4 sulfur cluster binding; NADH dehydrogenase (ubiquinone) activity; quinone binding.
GACGCCAGAAGUCAGCGUUCUCGGGCAAACAUUGCUCAAAACCUCUUCUUUUUGUUUUUCUCAUUUUAUUUCUGUUAAUUCUCUUCAUCUUUCUGUUAAUUCUCUUCAAGAUAUAUCAUAUCAUCUCUCGCUGUACUCGCAGAGAUGACUGCAAUGUCGCCGUCAAAAGUCCGUCUGGCAGGCGUACGCAACUACCUCAACACCUUUGCACGACACAGUCCCAGCAUUUUCUAUGUAAACCGAAAGCAGCAGCAUGGAAGCCCGCGCUUCCACCAAUCCAAGAAUGCCACUGCCUGCAAGCCGCUGUCUUCUCCUCUCGGUCUUUCCGCCGAACAGCGACCAACAAGCGUAGCUGAGCAUGUUCUUACCACUUUCGAUCAGCUCGUCGCCUGGGCACGCAACGGCUCCAUGUGGCCCCUCACAUUCGCUCUCGCCUGCUGCGGCAUCGAAAUGAUGCACUCCUCCAUGCCUCGCUACGACAUGGACCGCCUGGGUAUCAUCUUCCGGGCCUCGCCGCGGCAGUCGGACGUAAUGAUCGUCGCCGGCACCGUUACGAACAAGAUGGCUUCGGCUGUGCGACAGUGCUACGAUCAGAUGCCAGAUCCGAAGUGGGUGAUUAGUAUGGGUAGUUGUGCGAAUGGCGGCGGAUAUUACCACUACAGCUACAGUGUAGUGAGGGGUGUGGACAGGAUCUUGCCUGUAGAUAUAUACGUCCCUGGGUGCCCGCCGACAGCCGAGGCAUUGCUGUAUGCCAUCUUUCGAUUGCAGAGGAAGAUUCAGAAGACAAAGGUGACUAGGAUGUGGUAUCGCAAGUAGACUGUGGAUGCAGCAUUGCAGGAUCAGAAAUCUCUACCAUCUUAGCCGAGAUGGCCUCGCAUUUGGUGUUCCUCGGCUUGAUAGAAACGUUGCAAGGCACCUGAAGCUUCUGGAACGAAAGACACCGAAGCAAGCUCAUUGCCGGAAAUCGGCAAGCUGAGAGGUCUAGUAGGGGGUUCGGUGCCGGGGCCUGGGGCUCUCAAGGUCCAAGAGCCUCAACAUUCUGAAUGACAUCAGAUGGUUC